Messenger RNA from Eimeria mitis, 369 nucleotides. RefSeq lists its product as uncharacterized. The record is from RefSeq and is a predicted model, not a curated record. NCBI's taxonomy places the organism in Eukaryota, Apicomplexa, Conoidasida, Eucoccidiorida, Eimeriidae. Bases 1 to 369 code for a protein of 122 amino acids. The transcript has 2 exons.
AUGAGCCUGUACUCCUCCCUCUUCCUGGAGCUCCCACUGCGCGCCAGAAAGAAGAUAGGGAUCGUUGGGCCAGUGCCGCGGGAACCGAUCGAUCCCCAUCACCCCCCCCAUGCACACGAUCCCCACGAUCCCGAUCCCCCCCCCCAUGGAGACGAUCCCCACGAUCCCGAUCCCCAUGGAGACGAUCCCCACGAUCCCGAUCCCGAUCCCCGCCAUGGAGACGAUCCCGAUCCCCGCUGCUCUGGGGGAGACGAUCCCGAUCCCUGCGUCUUUGUUCUCUAUCCCCAGGGGGCCGUCUCCUGUCCCCGCGGAGACGAUCCCGAUCCCCGUUGCUAUGGAGGAGACGAUCCCCGGAGACGAUCCCCCUGA